CCACCCAUAUCCGGUUUGAUCUUAUAAAAGUGAAACUAGAUCUGGUCUGUAAGGGUAAAAGCUAAUAUAAAAGCCUCUUUGAAGUUACAGUCUUUAAAGAUUGCAAUGGAUCUAAUUUCCAUAUUCUGUGGAUUUUGUUUAUUUGUUGGGAUAGUCCUCACAGCGGUAAAACUAUACGAAGUGUCCAUAAAGAAGCCUUUCGUAUCUGAAAUCAAGUUACAUGGUAAAACGGCUAUUGUUACCGGUGCCAAUACGGGGCUUGGGUAUUGGACAGCACUAGAUCUAGCCAAACGAGGAGCUCACGUCAUUUUAGCUUGUAGAAACUUACAAAAGGCAGAGGAGGCAAAGAAAAAAAUCCUGAAGGAACUAUCCGAUGGAGGUGAUGUGGUCGUCAGACACCUAGAUCUGAGUUCUAUGCGAUCUGUACGGCAGUUUGCACGAGAAACUUAUGAACAAGAAUCCAGAUUAGAUAUUCUCAUCAAUAAUGCAGCAGUUUCAAGCAUGCCAAAAACCAUUACAGAGGAGGGAUUGGAAUUUACGUAUGCUACAAACCAUGUUGCACCAUUUCUUCUUACCGAUCUUCUUCUUGAUUUGCUUAAGAAGUCUGCUCCAAGCAGAAUUGUAAAUCUGACCUCCAUCAUGAAUACUUUCGGGAAAGUGGACGUAGGUGACCUGCAAGGCAAGAAGGACUAUGAUGGCUUCUCAUCCUACUGCAACACAAAGCUGAUGAAUAUUCUGUUUACCAAAGAACUUGCUAGGAGGCUGGAAGGAACAGGUGUUUCUACCUGUUGUGUGCACCCUGGGGCUGCUGGGACAGAGAUUUUCCGAGGUCUGCGGGGGAACCAGCUGUUCACACCUUUCCUCUCACUGUUCUUUAAGACGCCCAGGGAUGGUGCCCAGACAACACUGUAUGCAGCAGUCUCAGAGGAAAUGCGGAAUGCUCGGGGUGAAUACUUGUCUGAUAGUCAGGUAUACGACCACACCUGGUGGAUCAGUGGGUCAGCAUAUGACCAGGGACUGAGUAAGAAACUGUGGGAGGCCACAGAAGCCAUUAUUGCUACAACUGAUUUGUCCUCUUCAAAUUAACUGUCAUUUAAUUUACAUGAUUGUGUACAAAUGUAAAUGUACACUUACAUUUUAACAAAAAUAAUAUUUAACUUCAGAGAGUUGUGAUUCAUUUUUGUGUGUUGUGUUUGUGCCAUAUGGCAACCUCUUUGAAAAGAAAUAAGAAUGUAUUCUACAGAGCAGUAUUUUAGUAAACAAUCAAUCCUAUACAAAUUUUGUAAACAUUCCGGUAGUUGUGUAACAUUUUAAUGUUGUUUGCGUUUAUGCCUUACGAUAACCUAGUCCUUCAAAGAAAUCGAAUAACAGAACAGUAUUUUUAGUUUUAUACAGGUGCCUUUUUAUACCUGAAAAGGUGUCAAGUCAAGCCUCAGGUGUACUUUAUGAAUGUAUAUAUGUACAAGUAUGUACAACAUGUAUAUAUGAAUAUGCUGAGUUUAAGCUUUUUGCAAGAUGAUUUACCAAAUCUCAGGACUAAUUUAUAUGAUCUGAUCAGUGUCAACUUGGUGCAUUUUGGAAAAUUUAUUUGUUCAAACAAUAUUUUUAAAAAAUAUACAAAAAAAUACAAGA
Molecule: messenger RNA, 1632 nt
Organism: Magallana angulata
Lineage: Eukaryota; Metazoa; Mollusca; Bivalvia; Ostreida; Ostreidae
Product: retinol dehydrogenase 11-like
Exons: 6
Coding region: 106-1086 (326 amino acids)
Source: RefSeq, a predicted model, not a curated record